This is a messenger RNA of Colletotrichum destructivum, 1630 nucleotides long. Its product is annotated as Putative short-chain dehydrogenase/reductase SDR, NAD(P)-binding domain superfamily. NCBI's taxonomy places the organism in Eukaryota, Fungi, Ascomycota, Sordariomycetes, Glomerellales, Glomerellaceae. Bases 42 to 1019 code for a protein of 325 amino acids. Gene Ontology annotation, molecular function: oxidoreductase activity, acting on NAD(P)H, oxygen as acceptor. Gene Ontology annotation, cellular component: intracellular anatomical structure. The transcript is spliced from 5 exons. The record is from RefSeq and is a predicted model, not a curated record.
CACUUCGCGACACUGGACCACCACAGACCGGGCGGACACAGAUGAGGCGGGCGGUGGCCCACUACACAUACCAUACAUCCAUUCCGAAUGGCGCAAGCCUCUCCCGCUCCAUCUUUCGCUGUGCAGAGUUUGUUCACCGUUCGAGAAGCUCUUUUUUCCCUCUUUUCGUGGUGCAUCCGUCCCGUCGGGUUCAUUUCCGAAACAGUCAACAACUGACUGCUACACCAGUUUGUGCACAAUCCACUACCGCUACCACCAUGUCCUCCUCCAAAGUAAUCAUCGUGACUGGCGCCAGCCGAGGCAUCGGCCUGGCCAUCGCUCAGCACCUGCUCAAGGAGUCUCACAAGGUCGUCCUGGCGGCGAGGUCAAAGGACCAGCUGGAGGCUCUGAAGGCCGCUCAUCCUGGACAGGUCGAGUACAUUGCGGGCGACCUGGGUGAUCUCAAGACCAUCCCCAAGAUUGCUGAGGCCGCAGUCAAGACGUUUGGCAAGAUUGACGGCAUCGUCAUCAACCACGGCGUGCUAGAGCCCGUCACCCGCCUGGCAGACUCUUCGAUCGAGGAGUGGAAGAAGGCGUACGACAUCAAUGUGUUCAGUGGACUUGCGUUGGUGCAAGCUUCUCUGCAAGAGCUGCGCAAGUCCCAGGGCUGCGUCCUAUGGGUCUCAUCAGGCGCGGCCACGGGCGCGUAUGCCGCAUGGGGAGCCUACGGCACCUCCAAGGCCGCCAUGAACCACCUCUCCGCACACUUGGCGGUCGAGGAGCCUGACAUCACGAGCAUCGCCAUCAGCCCCGGUCGCGUCGAUACUGCCAUGCAGAAGGUCAUCCGCGACGCCGGCGGCGGACACAUGGCUGAGAAGGACCACUCGUCCUUCGUGUCCGCGUUCGACAAGGGAGAGCUGUUCAAGCCCGAGCAGCCUGGCAACAUCAUGGCGCGGUUCGUCGUCAACCCGGAGCACAACCUCUCCGGCAAGUUCAUCAAGUGGCAAGCCGGCGAGCUUUCAGCGUAUCAAGACGCCUAGAUUGUUCACUAAAAAUCCAAUGUUAGCCAAAUGCUCUUUUGUUUCAUGAGCUGCAAAUAGAAAAACAUUGAUAACAAGAUGCCUCAGUCGAAAGAUGAAAAGCUCAUAUUUGAUUCCACAUAGUUUUUUCAGGAUUAGCAUGGAAUAUGUUUCAUCAUCAUCGGCAAGCCCGCUAGGGCGAAUAGAGUAGCAAAGAAAAGUUUGCACUGUUGCGACCUACCUUGAACAAGAAACCUGUGUGGGCCAGGAUAUCGUGAGUGAACUAUGCUCACCAGUCGCCGCAACUCGCAGCAGACGUCUAAAAACACAGCGAAGCAGGUCAGUGUCGCAUUCACGUAUUCCAGUCGAAAGAAGAAUGUGCGAAGCCGAUGCUCAGUGUCGAAAUGUCUCCAUCAUUGAGUGUCGGUAUUUGAUAGUACUUUUUGGACAUCAUCGCUUCGGCGCCGUGUGCGCAACGCAGAGUUGCGGGGGCUCUUUUUUGUUGUUUUUUGUUGGUAGCAACAGUAGGAACGCUUACUCUUUCUGUCUUGAAUCCCAAGCGAUCAGGCACAGCAGAGCCGCCAGCUGCUCUGGAAUAAGAGCGCAUGGUGUUUUCCAGGCUCUGCUGUUUG